UCCGCUGCAGGCGUUCAUGAAGGGAAGGAAAAUAGCGUUUCAUAAACUGAUAGAAGAAGAAGUUGGGUUUUGCUUUAGUGUUUUGUUUUUGCAUUUGCAGCAAAAUGUCUGAAAGUCCGGCCUUCCAGUACGGCAAGUCGCGUUUCAACCAGGACACUUUUUUUGGACGGUUCCGGCACUUCUUGGACGUGAUCGACCCCAGCACACUCUUUGUGACAGAGAAACGGCUGCAGGAGUGCGUGGAGCUGCUUGACCGUUUCAGACGGGGAACGUUGCCUCCAGGAGUAACAGAUGCUCAGCUUUGGACGGCCCAGAAAAUAAAGCAGGCCGUCAUCCACCCCGACACGGAGGAGAAGAUCCCCAUGCCCUUUCGGAUGUCAGGUUUUAUCCCGUUUGGCACGCCAGUGGUUGUCGGCCUCCUCCUCCCGAAUCAAACGCUGUUGUCAACCGUCUUCUGGCAGUGGUUGAACCAGAGUCACAACGCCUGCGUGAACUACUGCAACCGCAACGCCUCCAAGCCGGCCCCCGUCUCCAGAUUCAUCCAGGGCUACACCGGAGCAGUGACCAGUGCAGUGUCCAUUGCUGUCGGGCUGAACGUUUUGACCCGGAAAGCGAGCCGCUUCAGUCCAACCACCAGGCUUUUGGUGCAGAGGUUCAUUCCCUUCCCUGCUGUGGCGACAGCAAACGUCUGCAACGUGGUGCUCAUGAGACACUCUGAGCUGUCGGACGGCAUCAGCGUUCUCGACGACAACGGCAACGUGGUGGGAACAUCCAGAGUGGCUGCCAGGCAUGCACUUUUGGAGACGGCCCUGACCAGAGUGGUCCUGCCCAUGCCCAUCCUGGUGCUUCCUCCACUGAUCAUGGCUGCUCUAGAGAAGCUGCCCCUCCUGCAAAGACGGCGCCGGCUCGUUCUGCCCGUCCACAGUCUGGUGUGUCUCGCUGCCUUUGGGCUGGCGCUGCCGCUCGCCAUCAGCCUCUUCCCACAAAUGUCUCAGAUCGAUGUGAAUCAGCUGGAGCCAGAGGUCGCUAUGGCAACAGAUUGUAAGAUUGUAACGUACAAUAAAGGACUGUGAGAGCAUUUCGCUGGCCGGCGUGCCACGAAGAAACGGCGGCUCGUCGUGGGCAGGAGGUAUGAGUGAAGGAGACACACAUUUACGGUAGUGAUGAGAGGUGGCAUUACUGAGGCGUCAACGUCUCCAUCACUGGAUACUUCCAGCUAGAUAGUUGCUGGAUAGUCGUCUCAACCAACGCUCCAUAAACUAGAUAUUGUUUUCCGUGAAUGUGAAGUAAAAUUGGCUGAUGCACUGCAAAAACUCAAAAUCUUAACAAGAAUAUUUGUCUUAUUUCUAGUUAAAAUAUC
Cololabis saira (Pacific saury) is the source of this 1360-nucleotide messenger RNA. It is a transcript of the gene sfxn5a, whose product is annotated as sideroflexin 5a. The transcript has 14 exons. NCBI's taxonomy places the organism in Eukaryota, Metazoa, Chordata, Actinopteri, Beloniformes, Belonidae. Gene Ontology annotation, biological process: mitochondrial transmembrane transport; citrate transport; monoatomic ion transport. The record is from RefSeq and is a predicted model, not a curated record. Gene Ontology annotation, molecular function: citrate transmembrane transporter activity; monoatomic ion transmembrane transporter activity. Gene Ontology annotation, cellular component: mitochondrial inner membrane. The coding region runs from base 105 to 1073 and encodes 322 amino acids.